UGUGGGGGUUUGUAGGAGGCUGGAGUCAGCUGGAGUGUCGCUAGUUGAAAUUUAACUCGUUUUCUUUUGUUGACGGUGGUUUCGCCUAACUGUAACGGCCCGUUGGUUUUGGUUCUUUUUUUUUUCCGCGUGUAUACGUCAGCUUAUCGUGCGCAUGUUUUUCCGGCUGUUGGAAUGCGCUAUCGAGGAUAAAUGUUGGCGAUUUGUGAAGCGCUUCGAGUGGCCUUAUCUUUUAACAGCGGCAUUUUAUAACACAUGAACGGCAGUCGUUGGGUACCUGAGUACGGUGGGUGCCUGGUAGCGGCGAGUUGACUGUGCAAAGAUGAGUAUCGCAGCGCGCUUUGUUUUGCAUCGCCGUCGUCUACUGCCAUCAACAUUCGUAAGGCGCCCGAAGUUUGAACCGCGGUUGGAACACGUGAGGUUCGUCAGUCGUCUCCACAAGCACCUUUCUAACAACGACAUUGACGGCUGCUGGGAUGUUGUUGAAGAUCCGCCGAAAGAAUUUAACUUUUCCAGAGACAUUAUCGACUUCUGGGCGGCUGAGAAACAGAAAAAGAGCCGUGGCGACAUGCCUGCAUUCUGGUUUGCUAAGGAAACCAGCAGUGAGCCAGAUAUCAAAUAUACAUUUUCUGAUCUCAGCCACCUUUCCCAGAGGGUGGCUGGCUUCUUCAAGCAUGACCUUGGCCUUAGCAAAAACAGCCGGCUUUUGGUGAUCCUGCCAAAGACGCCAGAGUUCUGGCUUGUUCUCUUAGCAGCCAUCAGAUGCGGCAUAACUCUCACCACCUGCACUACCAUGCUUACGGAGAACGACAUCAAGUUCCGGAUGGCGAAGUUUCAGCCCGACUGCGUCAUAGCUGGAUUGAACGAGAUGGCUGCAGUUGAUGAGGUGGUCAGGAGCUUCGACUGCGUACAGCACAAAGUGCUCGUCUCAAACGAACCAGCGAGGAACGACUGGAAGUUAUUUGACUCUUUGCUUCGAAACUCUUCCUCCAAGCAUGAGGGCGACACAACAUCCACAGACGACCCAGCCAUCGUCUUCUUCACGAGUGGCACAACUGGUCCCCCCAAGAUGGUGGAGCACACACAGGGCUACUUUCUCGCCCACUUGUCCACUGCAUGCCACGUACACAGUCCUGAGCAGCAUGACAUGGUGUGGUGCAUCGCGGACCCUGGCUGGGCGAAGGCAGCAUGGGGCACGUUCCCUACUUGGCUCAUGGGUGCUUGUUUCUUCCAAGCCCAGAUGCCCAAGUUUCUGUCCACCGCAACACUUGCUGUUCUGCGCGACUACCCCAUCACGAAGCUGUGCGCCCCUCCAACUGUGUACCGUGCCUUGCUUCAGCAGGACUCCUCCCAGUUCCAGUUUAAAAGCCUCGUCGACUGCAUAUCUGCUGGAGAGCCCAUGAACCCAGAGGUGAUGCUGAAGUGGCAAGAUCUAACAGGAGUCGAGAUCAGGGAAGUGUAUGGCCAGACAGAAACGGUGGUAUUAUGUGCCUCACCGAGGCAUCAUCCAAUCAAACCUGGCUCUAUGGGCAUUCCACCACGAAACAUAAUGCUACAGAUUCACGACGAGAAAGGGAGAGAGGUGGCUGUGGGCGAGACUGGCCUCAUCGCCGUGGACGUGGGCCAGAAGCGCCCCUUCGGGCUUUUUGCUGGCUACAGGGAUGACCCUGAGAGGACUGCCAUCGUGUUUCGAAACGGUUUCUAUUACACGGGCGAUCGUGCUUCGAUGGACAUCGACGGGUACUUCUGGUUUUACUCCCGCGCUGAUGACGUCAUCAUCUCAGCAGGAUAUCGCAUCGGGCCCUUCGAAGUCGAGAGCGUACUCAUAGAACACCCCGCGGUUGUGGAAUGUGCGGUGGUCGCCAGCCCAGACCCUCAUCGAGGAGAAGUUGUAAAAGCCUUUGUCGUACUGCACCCCGACUACAAAUCGUGUGACCCCAACAGUCUGGCCGAAGAGCUACAGCAGCACGUCAAGAAACACACCGCACCGUACAAGUACCCUCGCAAAGUGGAGUUUGUGGAUCAGCUUCCCAAGACAAUCAGUGGCAAGAUUCUGCGCCAUCUGCUCCGCGAGAGAGAAAAGUCUGCUGCUGCCCAGUGCUGAAGAAGACGGCUGUCACCAGACUGGCACUUUAGCUGCCACCUUCUACGAAACUUCACUUCAGCUAAAUUGGUCGUAAAUGAGUAAUAUUAUAGGCUAUUGAAGCAAUCUCGGCAAGGCCACAAGGCUGGUAAAUGAUAUGGUAUGGUACGAAGUGAAUAUGAUAUGCCAAAUUUUUUAUUAUUAGCACCUAAGCAGAGACUCUUGCUGAGACAUCCCUCGUUCAACCUCUGCCAAUCAAUAUUGUUACCGCGGGCGGCAUAGCAGGUAGCAAAGCAAAUCGUGAUUAAGUCACAAUUUGCAGUUGAAACACAAAACAUUUUUCAGAAGAGAUUACAGAUGUGCCUCAGGGAGAAUGACUAUGGAAAUUGUUAUGGAAAAGAGAUCUUAACCAUAUUAUUGACAGAACAUAGAUUUUUUUUCUCAGUGGUCUUUUCUCAACUGGGUUUUGUAAACACUUAAUUUACCAUGAGCCUGUGUGUCCAUUCGUGAUAGCGUAAGCUAGGAGGUCACAGAUUCCCAGUGCUUGAGAGAGUUUGCACAUGCAGAACUGGCAUGUAAUGCUCAGUGUCACUAUGAGGCCUCUAGUUUACUGCAGACAGUACUUAUGAGCUAAUAAGUGGACUGAUCUCGUUUGUUAUAUUGCUUUGGUUUCGGCAUGACAUGUAAGAAAGCGGCAGAGUUUAACGAGGCCAUAAUGGCAUGACGAUGACGACUGAUGACGAAGACUGCAGUGUGAUGACAACGGCAUUAUGACUGAAGAGACAAACACCUUCGGUGGUGAAAUUAAAGUCUUUAAUGCAGUAAAUAAGUACUCCUCAUCUGCAGGUAAAAGGAAAGCCUAUUGGGGUGGGGGGUCGCGCCCUCUCCACACCAGCUUGUGAACGGAGCAACUUCUUCGUAAGUUGCGACGACAGUGAUGACAUUAUAACCAUGACAGCAUGACAACGCUUUGUUGAUUGACAUCUGAAGUGAGAUUACGUACAAAGGUCAUGUAGGAGUCUCAGAAUGUAUCGAGGAUGUGGGGGUUCAUAACUACUCUUCGCGGUUAUGAGAGCUAAAAGGGAAUGGAAGGGUCACUGGAGUUUGAACAUUUUUUCCUUCCUUUUUUUUAAAUGUGAUAUGGCUUCAUUGUGUAUGUUAGUAGAUUUUAUUAGAUGAUGUCUGGCGAUUUGUUCCACACGCUAGUGCCUUUUCACAUUGUCGUAGUUCUCAAAAAAAGAAAUAAUAAUAAUAAUAACAUUGACAAAGCAGCAGGUGUGAACUUCUGUUUGUAUUUACUGUUGCUUUACUUCUGGCUUGGCACAAUCAGACAAAGGCACCAUGUUCUUAGCUGAUUAAGGUCACUCUGAUUAGGUCUUAACUAAUGUGCAACAACAAUAAUCAAGGCUGUUGUGGGGCUUUGGGCUUUUGUGGUAAAAAGCCGGCUCUGGAGAGGAGCCUACACGAUGCAGUGUGCACAUAUGCGCAUUAGGAGUGUACACACGAUGUCCAUGCAUUGCAAUUGCUUUGAAAGCCAUGUCAGAGAAAUCAGCCUUUUCCUUUUGUGGACGUUUUCGCUGUUACAGCUGGAAGCAUGAAUUUUGCAGCAAAGUACUAUGCGGAAAAGACAUGUGAUACCCCUACAACCAUUUUUUACAAGUUGUGCAAACUAGUAAAAUGCUUCCUUGUACAUCUGUUUUUAUUCUUGAGAAUAAGUAAGCUAUUUAUCCACCAAGACAGCCGUAGUUUUGUGUACAUCCGUAGCCUCACGGAUGCAACAAAUUAUAAUGGGACUGAAGGUGUUAAUACCACUAAUAUAAGGCGUACUAAGAUAUCGAAAACAAUGAAGUGAAUAUGAUAUGCAAAUUGGUAAUUUACAAGUUUGCAAAUCAAGAGCAAGCUUGCACGAUGAUGCGACUCACCCAUUGUCACCAGUGACUAGUAUGGUCGACACCUCUCCCUCAAGCUGUGAUGGAUUUCUUUUGACCCCCGAUAGAAGGUUUGCCUAAUGAUCUCAUCUCUGGAGCAAUGUGGUGUUAAUUAGCAGAAGAAAUGUUUGAAAUAAAAAGGACUCGUGCUGAA
Molecule: messenger RNA, 4165 nt
Organism: Dermacentor silvarum
Lineage: Eukaryota; Metazoa; Arthropoda; Arachnida; Ixodida; Ixodidae
Product: acyl-coenzyme A synthetase ACSM3, mitochondrial
Exons: 16
Coding region: 323-2104 (593 amino acids)
Biological process (GO): fatty acid biosynthetic process; acyl-CoA metabolic process
Cellular component (GO): mitochondrial matrix
Molecular function (GO): fatty acid ligase activity; fatty-acyl-CoA synthase activity
Source: RefSeq, a predicted model, not a curated record